AUGGUGCAAAGAUUUCAAGUUACGAAAAUAUUCUACUAUAUGGUUGAACCGGGAGUAGAGCUGUGUUUUCGGACCCCGCUGAUAUCGCCGACGUCUAAUGCGCUGCGAGGCUGCUUUGUGGGGUCGGUAUGGCUUAUUUUCAGUGCGACUUUUGCCGUAUUGAUCUCACAACAGCUGUUUUUCGGGGGCGUUCUACCUUCCAAAUGGAUUGACAAAUGGUCCAUUUAUCAGAGAAGCAAGCUCAACCUGGUACUUCUGUACUGUGCGUUGUAUGUUUUUGUGUUUUUUCCUGCUGAAGGGAUCUCCUCAGAGUCGUUGAUCUACGUUUUACACUCAAUUACACUGGUUCUGGUGACUUUGCUGCAUGCCGUCGAGACUUCUCGGUUCCUUGUUCAGCCCGGCUCUCUGAUGUUCUUCUGGCCAAUCCAGACGAUCCUGCUUGUGGCAAUGAGUAUCCAGCAGGAUUUCAGCGAGCACAAACUCGUUCAGUUCACUGUUCCUCUGAACAUCCUCUCGGUCUUGAGUUUCGGGAUUUGCGUGGCAGAAUACUGGAAGUUCCCUGUCUCGCCCAAUUUGAUCACCUACUGUCUGGACAACGACAUAGAGACAGCACAGAACAACAUCAUCUCGGAAAUCACGUUCUACUGGAUGAACGACCUGAUUAUGACCGGAUAUCGCAAGCAAAGCUUGGAUUACAGUGACUUGCCACCAGCUCCGGUGAUAACAACCACGGUGUAUGCGGCGCCAAAGUUGUCAGUGCAGUGGAAGAAGGAGCUCACUAGUCGCCGUCCGUCGCUGUUGAUGGCCUUGAUCAAAGCGUUUGGAUACCCCGUGUUUGUGUCGUUGAUCUACGACAUGGCUAAUAGCUUCGCGUCGUUCGUGCAACCGCAGCUCCUUAAACAACUCAUCAAGUUCUUUGGCCGCGAAGACGACCCGCCAACCAUCAUUGGGUUUGCUAUCGCUGUUGGAAUGUUCUCCGUGUCGCUGUUCACCGCGUUGCUCUACAACCAGUAUUUCAUCAAGACCGUGGAAGCCUCUAUGGGCACAAAGGCUGGUCUGAUGAACCUGAUCUACGAGAAGUCGAUGAACCUGUCUCCAGAGAGUCGUAUGACCAGAUCCACCGGAGACAUCAUCAAUCUGAUGGCCGUGGACGUCAACAGACUGCAAGAUCUGACUUCGUACGUACAAACUCUGUUCAGCGCACCAGUGAGACUGGUUCUGUGUCUGAUCUCGCUCCAUGCACUUCUUGGAAAUGCCACAUGGGCAGGAAUUGCCACCAUGGUGAUCAUGAUGCCAAUAAAUGCGUACUUGGUUCGUUCGUUGAGAAAGUUCCACCGUGAACAAAUGACACUCAAAGACGCACGGACCUCGCUGGUUGCCGAAUUGUUCCAGAACGUCAAGUCCAUCAAACUGUAUGCGUGGGAACAACCGAUGCUCAAACGUCUAUCUGAGGCCAGAAACGACAAGGAGCUUGCCAAUUUGAACAAGAUCGGAAUACUGUCUGCAGUUGUCAAUUUUGCUUGGACCUGUGUUCCAUUUUUUGUUUCAUGCUCCACCUUUGCCAUUUUCGCAUACACUUCCAAGACGCCACUGACUCCAGAGAUUGUGUUCCCAGCACUUUCUCUAUUUGAUCUGCUUUCGGACCCGAUAUUUGCCAUUCCGGCUCUUAUGACCGCCCUGAUCGAGUCGGGUGUUUCUUUGAAGAGACUGACAGAUUUCUUGCUCGCUGACGAGAUCGACGAUAGUUUGUUCGAAAGACUUCCAAAAAGACUCAAUCCCGGAGAGACCGCCGUUCGUGUCGACAAUUGCACUUUCCUCUGGUCCAAGCUGGACUUUAAAUACCAGGACAACUACGACGAGGAACGUAGUUUAGACCAAUCCAAGGUCGCACUGAAAAAUGUCAAUUUCACCGCUGGAAAAGGAAGCUUGACCUGUGUGGUUGGUCGUGUUGGUUCAGGAAAAUCUACUUUCUUGCAAUGUGUUCUUGGAGAACUAUUCUCUGUUCCAACAGAUCCGACUCUUCCAAAAAAGAUUCAGGUCCACGGAUCAAUUGCCUAUUGCUCCCAAGUCCCCUGGAUCUUGAACGCAUCCGUUAAAGAUAACAUUCUCUUUGGUCACAGAUUCGAGCCCGAUUUCUAUGAGAAAACCAUCGAGGCGUGCCAGUUGCUACCAGACCUGGAGAUCCUCCCGGACGGUGACGAAACCAUUGUCGGAGAAAAAGGUAUCAGUCUUUCUGGAGGACAGAAAGCAAGACUCGCGUUGGCAAGAGCAGUUUACAUGCGGGCAGACGUUUAUUUGCUCGACGACGUGUUGAGCGCUGUCGAUGUCCAUGUUGGACAGAAGCUGAUCAAAAACGUUCUGGGACGGAAUGGUAUUCUACAUUCAAAAACAAAAAUUCUUGCAACCAACAACAUCAAGGUCCUUGAUCAAGCAGAGAAGGUCUGUUUGAUUUCCAACAACGAGAUUUCCGAGUCCGGUUCGCUGGACCAGGUGGUAGCAGCCAAGAGCAAGUUGUUUGAACUUGUUAACGAAUACGGCCAAAGUUCAGACGAGCAAGAUUCCACUCCGUUGGUUGGAUCCUCUUCGACAUCUUUGGCUGAAAUAGAGCAGGAUAUCGAGCAAGGAGGAUUCGAGUACGCUGGAGUUGAGCCUGCGGACCUAGUGAAAGUCCAGUCCCGCAAGUCUGUUGGUGCAGCCAGCUUGCUACCGUUAGACCACAGACAAUCGGUCACCAAGAUCAACAGAAAGACCGCACAGAAGGAGGAAACGAAGGAAAAAGGACAUGUGAGCAUAUCUGUUUAUUCUAGCUACGCCCGUGCGUGCAGCUACGUCGGAAUCUUCACCGUUUGUGGCCUAAUUCUCCUGACUGUUGGACUGUCUGUUUCUGGUGACUAUUGGCUAAAACACUGGGGAGAACAAAACGGAAAGAACGGCCAGAACACCAAUGUCGGGAUGUACGUUGGUGUUUAUGCUCUGUUUGGAAUUGGAUCCGGCCUAUUUACCUUGAUCAGAGCCAUGACCAUGUGGAGCUGGUGUUCGAUUCGGGCCUCCAAAAAACUACAUAACGAUAUGGCCAGUGCUGUUUUGGCAUCUCCGAUGUCCUUCUUCGAAACCACCCCGCUUGGACGAGUCAUCAACAGAUUUAGCCAGGAUAUGGCCAAGAUCGACUCUGCUCUUCCCCGUGUGUUUGCGGCCGUGUUCAACUCUGUGAUCAAGACUACGUUCACUUUGGUUAUUAUCGGAACCACCAUGCCUCCAUUCUUACUCAUUAUCGCCUCGUUGUCGGUGGUGUAUCUCUACUACCGGAAAUACUACAUCAUCAUCUCCAGAGACCUCAAGAGAAUUGUUUCUGUUACAAAAAGUCCAAUUUUUGCCCACAUCCAGGAAUCGCUCGCUGGAGCAGACACCAUUCGUGCGUACGACCAAGAGGCCAAGUUUUUGCACCAGCAUUGUGCCAAUAUCGACGAAAACCAGCUCUCUGCUUACUGUUUGAAAUCUGUCAACAGAUGGCUUGCUGCCAGACUCCAGUUUAUUGGAUCUGUGGUGAUCUUCUCAGCUUCCGGUCUGGCUUUAAUGUCUUUGCACAGUAGCCAUCCAAUGAGCGCAGGAUUGCUGGGUCUGGUGAUGAGCUACGCACUCAGAGUGACAAGCUCGUUAAGUUUCAUCAUCAAGAGAUCGGUGGAAAUCGAGUCUGAUGUCGUUUGCUGUGAGCGCGUAUUCGAAUACUGCCGACUGGAACCAGAAGAGAAACUCAAGGACCCGUUGCCGCCACCAGCAGAUUGGCCCCGGGCAGGUGCUAUUGAGUACAAGAACUACGCUACUCGCUACAGAGCAAACCUCGACCCUAUUCUCCGGAACAUCAACCUGAGCAUCCAACCGAGCGAAAAGAUCGGCAUUGUGGGCCGUACAGGCUCAGGUAAGUCGUCAUUGAUGCUGUCGCUGUUCCGCAUUAUCGAACCUAUCGAAGGACAUAUAGAGGUGGACGGCAUCAACACGAGCACGCUGAGUUUGCACGACGUGCGGAGCAACCUGGCGAUCAUCCCUCAGGACGCGCAAUGCAUCAACGGAACCGUGCGCUACAAUCUGGAUCCGCUGGGCGAACAUACCGAUGAGGAGAUUUGGAAAUGUCUCGAGCUGGCCGGACUUUCUGAUCACGUGACCCGUAUGGGGAAAGACCAAGAGAAAGAAAACGGACUGGACAGUUUGGUGAGCGAGAGCGGGAUGAAUUUGAGCGUGGGGCAGCGGCAGCUGAUGUGUCUUGGUCGUGUGCUGCUGCGAUCUCAGAAACUGCCGAAUGGGGGUGGCCACCGGGUGAAGAUCUUAGUUUUGGACGAGGCCACUUCGAGCGUUGACGCAGAAACCGACCGGAUCAUCCAGCAGACUAUCCGGACUGAAUUCAAAGAUCUCACGAUUCUCACCAUUGCGCACCGCUUGGACACGAUCAUGGACAAUGACCGGGUGCUUGUUUUGGAAAAUGGAGAGAUCAGGGAGUUUGCUAGUCCGCGGGCUUUGAUGGAACAGCCAGAGUCACACUUUUACAAGCUGUGUGUGGACGGAGGGUACAUAAAGAAAGAAUGA
This is a messenger RNA of Ogataea philodendri, 4578 nucleotides long. RefSeq lists its product as uncharacterized. The transcript has a single exon. Gene Ontology annotation, biological process: transmembrane transport. The coding region runs from base 1 to 4578 and encodes 1525 amino acids. Gene Ontology annotation, cellular component: membrane. Gene Ontology annotation, molecular function: bilirubin transmembrane transporter activity; ATP hydrolysis activity; ATP binding. The record is from RefSeq and is a predicted model, not a curated record. NCBI's taxonomy places the organism in Eukaryota, Fungi, Ascomycota, Pichiomycetes, Pichiales, Pichiaceae.